AUGCUAGGGUGGGCAAUCGCAAUCAUAGCACUUGCUGCUUCUAUGAUCACAUCUCCUAUUUGGAUCCCGAUAGCUGUUUUUUUCUCUUUAAUUCUAGCAUUUUGGCUAGCUGUGAUCUACGCUGGCUUACGAUUAUUUGGAUAUUGGGAAAUAGUCUAUCAGAAAGGCGAUGAUCUAUAUGAAUGACUGAUCUUUAAAAGUGAUAAGCCCAGAAAAAUUAUUUGGAAAUCAUUUUACAACUUAUUAUGCAGGUUUACAUUCAAAAGAAACUGAAAAGUAAUGAACUAUGGGUAUGCAGAACACUCUGAAAAAGGCCACAUAAUUGACUUGGAUCCUGAAGAAGAAACAGAAAGAUACCAGUAUCAGAUGUAUCAUUAUAUUGCAUCAGGUCUUAAAAAAUUCCAAAGUCUCUCAGGAAAGCAUAUUUUAGAAGUUGGAAGUGGCCGAGGAGGUGGGUUAGCUUAUAUAACCAAAGUUUUGUCACCAAUAUCUGCUGUCGGCAUUGAUUACUCACAAACUCAAAUAGAUUGGUGCAACAAAACCUAUAAUAUCCCAAACCUCAAAUUUGCAUAUGGAGAUGCUGAGCAUUUGCCGGUCCACGACAGCUGUGUUGAUAUAGUCAUAAACAUUGAAAGCAGCCACUGCUAUGGGAAUCUAAAAGCUUUUGUAGAAGAAGUCAAAAGAGUCCUCAAGCCAGGCGGGCAUUUUUUGAUUGCUGAUUUUAUAGAUAGACAAGAGCUUGCAUUAAGAGAAGACACAUUAAAUUCGUGUGGCCUUCAGCUAAUUGAAAGAAAAGAUAUCACAGAAAAUGUCAUCUUGGCAUUAAAUUUAGACGAAAAACGUAAAAUAAACUCAAUAAACAGCGCCCCAAAAAUAUUCAGAAAAAUUCUCAGAGAAUUCGCUGGAACUGAAAAUUCCCGCAUGUCUAAAAGCUUCAAUGCAGGGAAUACAGGCUAUAUAGCUUAUCAUUUUAUGAAGCCAAAGUCUUCAGAAGAGCUUACUUUUUCAUAA
Molecule: messenger RNA, 1011 nt
Organism: Blepharisma stoltei
Lineage: Eukaryota; Ciliophora; Heterotrichea; Heterotrichida; Blepharismidae
Source: the annotation of a GenBank genome assembly